CUGCUGCUGGUGGUUCUGGUUCUGGGUUGUUUCUGCUGUAGCUGUGUGUGAUCUUCAGGCUGGAGCUGCUGCUGCUGCUGUAUGAAGGUCUCUUCUCCCAUCAAAGAGUAACAUGCGAGUGUUUGUAAUGAAGAGGACCUGCUUGCUGAGCUGCUUUCUAGCUCUGCUGCUUCCACUCCUUUCACGGCAGGAGGAGCACAGCAAGCUGCUGCUGGUGUCCUUUGAUGGCUUCCGCUGGGACUAUGUGGACAGGGUGCCCACGCCCAACUUCCACGCUCUCAUGGAGGAAGGUGUGCAGGUGGAGAAGGUGGAGAACACCUACAUCACCAAGACCCUCCCAAACCACUACACUCUAGUAACAGGACUGCACGCAGAGAGCCACGGCGUCGUAGCCAAUGAAAUGUAUGACCCAGUUCUGAACCGCUCCUUCUCUAUGGAGGGUCCAGAGGUGUACGACUCUCGAUGGUGGGAGGAGGCUGUUCCUCUGUGGGUCACCACUCAGAAGGCUGGUCGGAGGAGCGGAGCUGCCAUGUGGCCCGGAUCUGACGUGGCUAUCAGAGGAAUCUACCCAACCCAUUAUGUGCCAUACAAUGCCUCUAUGCCCUUUGAGAUGAGGGUGGAGAAGCUCAUCAGCUGGUUCUUGGGAACAGAGGCCAUCGAUUUCGGGGUUCUUUACUGGGAGGAGCCUGACGAGACUGGUCAUAAUGUGGGGCCAGAGAGCCCCCUUAUGGAUGUGGUCAUCGAGGACAUUGAUAGAAAGCUGGGUUUCCUCAGAGAGAAGCUGAAGAUAUCUGGACUUUAUGAUAAAAUCAAUCUCAUCGUCACCAGUGACCACGGUAUGACGCAGCUAUCACGCAACAAGAUCAUUGAGCUGGACGCCUACGUGAGUCAAGACCUCUACACAUGGAUAGACAAGAGCCCAGUGGUGGGAAUUCUGCCUAAAGAGGGUAAGUUCGAGGAGGUCUAUAAUUCACUGGAGAAUGCAAAUCCUAACAUGGUUGUGUACAAGAAAGAAGACAUCCCUGAUUAUUUUCACUACAAACACAACGCCAGGAUCAUGCCGAUUAUAAUUGAGGCCAAAGAAGGAUGGACAAUCGUGAAGAACAGAACAGAACCCUUUAUGUUGGGAAACCAUGGCUAUGAUAACCACUUACGCAGCAUGCACCCGGUGUUUGUCGCCCGUGGACCCUCGUUCCGCACUGGCUAUAACAAGACGGCCAUGCGCUCUGUUGACCUCUACCCUCUCAUGUGUUACAUUCUCGGUGUUCAGCCGCUGCCCAACAAUGGCUCUCUGGCGAGUGUACAGGAUCUCCUGGUGGAAAAACCGACCCCCAGACCAACACUGCCGUCUGUACCCAAUGAACCCUCCUACGCCUGGGUCGUUGGCUCACUCCUGGGCGCCGCCCUGGUGGUCGGGUUCCUCGUGCCCUUUAUAAAGCAGGUGACGCAGAGGCAGCUUCCACCACUGCCCCUCAGCAACCAGGAGAUAUCACAGCCCUUACUGCAGGAAAAAUAUACACCUUUAAUGACAUUACCACAUCUUUGAUUCUGAUUGUUUAUUUUGAUAUGUCUGAAUUGAAGCUUGCAGUACUACUCUUUUAACGUUUCUUAAGGUGAAGCUCUUGAAGCAUGUAGCAUUGAUCCUGUCUCUCUCUGGUGCUUCAGAACCUGUUUCCAAAUCCAGUUGAUUCUAUUUAACAUCUGAUCCCUAUGAUCCAAAUUUAAAUUAAAGGCAAGGUUGCUUUAAUUCAUGUACCAGUUAAAUAGGGCAAAACUGCCAAAUUAAAUCACCACCGCUGAUGCCAUGCCAAGGCAUAACAAAUCAAGCAAUAUGAAGAGAGAAAAUACAGGCAAUACAGAACAAGCAUUAGAUUUAUAGCUUUCCUGACUGACUGCAUUUUCUGAAUUCCUGUGGCCUAUAUACAACCCCAAAUCAGAAAAAGGUUAAGAUAGGUUGAGAUAGCAUGUAAAGCGCAAAUAAAAAGUAAGUACAGUGUUUCUCACUUACUUUGGUUUUGAUUGUGGACAUUAUGAUCUCAAGAUAUUUUGUGUAGUACAUCUAUUCCUGCAUUUCAGGCCUACAACACAUCCCAAAAAAGUUGGAACAUGAUGAUGGCUUUCAAAAUAAUCAUGUCAACAUUGAUUAUAAUGUUGAUUAUAAUAGUGAUUUGUUUAAAAACAAUGUCCUUAAAGAAAGCCUGGAAGGGAUAAGCUUAUUUCUCCCUCUAAUGUGCAUAAUAUCAUUAAACAUUUAAGCAAUCUGGAAGAAUUUUAGUGCUUAAAGGGCAGGAGCACAAGCCUAAGCUUAACACUCGUGAUCUCCAAGCCCUCGGAAUUGCAGAAUUGCAUUAAGAACAAUAAUAUGUGUAAAUACUGCUUAAUACUACAGAGAGGGAGUCAACUCCUUUGGGCUCAGAGGCAUCUGAAAUGGACCAUCAGACAGUGUAAACAUGUAUUGUAGUAUAAUAUCAAAUUGGUAUUCCAGAUCUUUUUUGGAAGAAAUGGAUGCUAUGUUCUCUGCAUCAAAGAUUAUAAAGACCACCCUGACCUGCGUCUGUCAUGGUACGAGGGUGUGUCAGUGCACUUCUGUGAUGCAGCAUUAAAGUAGAAAUGUACUUAGAGAUCUUGAAGUAACAUAUGCUGCCUUCAAGACAACAUCUUUUUAGUUCAGGUCCAUGCAAUUUUCAACAACACAAUGCAAAAACACAUACUGCACACACUACAAAGGCAUGUAUGUAAAAUAAAUGAAAUGCAGGAAUAGAUGUAUAUUAACAAAUGAAAUGAAGGUCAGCAGAAAAAACAUAAAAUAGCUUACAUUCUUACUGUCUGAAAUUAAAUACAUUUAAAGUUAUUGUAAGAAACACUGCAUUAAAAAAAGACUCAGCUUUUCUGAUUUGGGGUCGUAGUUCAAAAAAGGGAAAACACCGCAUAGUCCUAACCUUUACGAUUUUAGAAAUGUAAUUUCUUUCUUUCUUUUUUUUUAUAGAAAGGCAGUGUUUGUCUAAUUUAAGUCAUUAAUGAAUGUUUAAAAAAUAUCCAUUCUCUGUUAAGUUUUUGGACUGAACCUUUUGAGGGAUAUUUGUAUCUUUUAUUAAUUAGAUGCUUUUAUACUGUGUUUUCUUUAUUAAGAUUUUCUUGAACAAGUGAAGUGCAAUGACUACAUGCUUUAAUGUUUUGUUUGUGAAACUGGCAGAGUAAUGUUUUAUGUUGUUUACAUGAUGUAGGUAGUUAAUAAGCUGCCUCUGUGUUGCACUAAGAUCAACGUAAGCUAAUCAGGAUUUGUAGAAAUGAAAGAGAAUAAGGAGAACAAAGUGGUUUUAGAACGGCUGCAUUUUGCACAGCAUUUUCCCAUGUGUUUAAUCUUUUUUUAAAAAAGGCUACGUGCCAAAAGUCUUUAGCUACUAAUCUGGGAAACUCUGGGUACAAACUAGUGGCAGAGCAGUAGAUUCCUUUGAUUUUCUAAUUUCAGAUUCAGAACUUUGCAUAUGAGGCCCCAACUGGGCAGAACCACUGUGAUCUAUCUUCUACAGGUACCAAAACAAAGAAAAAGAACUUAUGAAGUAUUUAACAUAGUCUUUGGUGUAGAUGUUACUGGUAGGAUACAUAGUUAUGCAUCAUUUUGCUUGCAAUCUUACGCUUUUAUGGUGUGGCUAAAAAUGCCUUUUAAUUUAAAAGAAAAAAAAUGUUUAUCUUAAUUAUAAUGUAGUGCUUAAAGUGUGAAAAGACUAAAACUAUUAUUUAACUUGUGUCUCAUGUUCUAGAUUUUAAGUAAAGACUUGAAUGUGCAAUUGCACAUCUUCAUUUGUCUGGUGUUCUACUGGUGUAAAAACAGAAUGAGAAGCAAGUACAUGGUAAAUAGGUACAAGGUUAAACAAUUUACUGGAGAAGUGUUGUGGCCUUAUAAUAUUGCUGAUUUAUUCAGAUGCCACAUUUAACUUUAUAGCUUUCUAACUAAGUACUAACUCAGGCCUAUAGAGGAGGAGCAGAAAAGGUGUGAAGGCAUGCAUCUGACCACCAGCAGCUUUGCUGACAAGUGUCAAGAGGCAACUUCAUUACUUUUACAUGGCAUCCAGAUCAAUGUCUUUUUUUGUCAACUUUUGUCAACUUUUAAAUUGUUUUAUUCAUUUUUGUUGUUGUGUAGAUAUAAAGGUAAUAUAUAAAAAAAUAUUUAUCAUAGCAAAAAAUGAUUCAAGUGAAGACAUCCAGUAAUAAUUUAAGUAGUGAUUUUAUGUAUGCCAAUAGGUUGAGAAAACAACACUGCUUGUAGCUAUUAUUCAGUACAUGGUUAGGUUGUUUUGUUAUCUUUAGGUUAAACAUUAAUACAACUUACUUUAGUGAAAUCAGAAGGGAAGCUGCUGGUGGAACAACUUUGUGCAGGAGGUAUGUUGCAGAAAACUGAAACAUGUGAUGUAAAUGUCACUCGAUGCAGUAUAGAUUAUCCGAUAUCAGCUGAAAUGCAUUCACUGUUUAAGUUUGCAUACUGAUGAGUCAAGUAUUUCCUUUGUUUUAAUUAAAAUUUGGUAUUGAAA
Astyanax mexicanus (Mexican tetra) is the source of this 4529-nucleotide messenger RNA. Its product is annotated as ectonucleotide pyrophosphatase/phosphodiesterase family member 5-like. Lineage: Eukaryota; Metazoa; Chordata; Actinopteri; Characiformes; Acestrorhamphidae. The transcript has 4 exons. The record is from RefSeq and is a predicted model, not a curated record. The coding region runs from base 113 to 1546 and encodes 477 amino acids.